Molecule: messenger RNA, 4515 nt
Organism: Dalotia coriaria
Lineage: Eukaryota; Metazoa; Arthropoda; Insecta; Coleoptera; Staphylinidae
Product: maternal protein pumilio-like
Biological process (GO): post-transcriptional regulation of gene expression
Cellular component (GO): cytoplasm; nucleus
Molecular function (GO): mRNA 3'-UTR binding
Source: RefSeq, a predicted model, not a curated record
AAUCAUCAUCGCCGAAGAUACAGAGGGUGAAUGCGCCCGCGACUGUAAAUAACAAAAAUAACAAGCGACGUCGAUCGAAAUUUUCGCCCGGCAGUAGUGAUCGAAGAUCGAUUUGACGCGUGCGAAAAAACGCAAACAACAAGGGAGAGAUAACACAUAGAUACGACGAGUGGAAAGCGUCGUGGGCUGGUGGAGAGCUGGGCGGAAAACAAGCAUCGACGGCGGGUGCUUGGGCAGCGAGUUUCGCACACGUUCCUGCGUCGCCCGGCAAAGGUUGGCAGGUUUCGGCGCUGCGCUGAUCCGCUCUCCGCGCUUGGCGUCUCAAUCGAGGCAGGCGAUCGGCCGUAUAAGGUGUGCGUUUCUGCGUGCGCGAUUUUCCGUUUUCGUUUUUCGUUCGCGCGCGUCCGCGGCGUGAGUGCGCGUCGCGUGUGUGUGUCCGCCGUGGUCGCGGUCCUCCACCCGCCGAGGGCAAAAACCGCAUACAUCGUUCGUUGACGAAUACGCACGCCGCGCUGCUGAUCGCCGCUCGCUGCGAAUUCGCACUUCAACAUAAGUACCGUGAGACCAAUGAAGUGGCUGGGCGGCGGCGAUGGAAGUGCUGUAGUACACCUGGAGAUGGAACGUGCACAGCGUUCCCAGGAUGAUGCAGCAGUAGGCUAUGAGUUCCAGCGACCGCCUGAUCCUGAAUUUCUUACAUUUGGCAACAAACAGGCACGAUGGGCACUGGGAGAUGAAAGCAUUAUUGAUAAUUAUGACAAAUGGACGUUCCAGGUGAACAGCAAGCUGCCACAGGCGGGCGCGGGCCAGCCGAACAUGUCGUACAUGGGCAUGCCCACCGGACUGUACGACAUGGGCGCACAGAAUAAGAACAUUGCGCCGAAUCUCCACCAGCAGCAGCAGCAGCAACAGCACCACCUUCCGCUUCAGCACCAGCAGCAGCAACAGCAGCAACAACAACAGCAGCAGCAACAGGAUCAGUUGAUGUAUCCUAUGCCGGGGCAGAUGCCUAUGCACAAUCCAUACAUGCAGCAGCAGACGAUACACGCACAACCCCAGCCACAACAGAUCUCAAUGAGGCAGCAACAAGCUCAGAUUGCUCCAUCGGCUAAGAAAAUAUGGGGUUUAGAAGGAAAAGACGGAAAGAACCUGACACUUCAUCCGCUUACACAUGAGGGUGUUUGGCGGGAUCACACAUGGGCUCCAGAUCAUUCUGUUACUGCUCCACUUGGUUUGGGUCGCCGCGGUGGCUAUCCCGGUGGUGUCGGGGGUGGCGGCGAUGCGAGCAUACUAUCCCCACGCGGUAGCGACACGCAGCCCACAUUGGGCGUAAAGAUGGUUGAGUACGUGCUGGGUACAUCUCCGACCAACAAGGAUAGCCUCGAGCCGCGUAUGCGAGCACUACACCUGGACGAUAAGAACGAUAAGGAUAACAAGCCUGCUAGUCCAAAGGACGAUGGCGGUGGUGUGGUGGUAAACGGACAGGUCGCCGUGCAGAACGGACAAGUCGGGCAGAACGACGAGGACGGCAAGGGAUUUAACCGAACGCCCGGCAGCCGCCAACCGUCGCCGGCCGAAGAUGAUUUGAGUAAGAACGGCUUGCAGCUAGAGCAAGGCGUUGUGAUACUCAAGCCCGAUCAACUGCCACCGCAUCUGCAACAUCAGCAACACUUGCAACAACAUCUUGCACCGCAUCUCGGCGUUACCCUCGCCGAGUCGGUCAAUCAGCAGUUUGAGCAUUUUGGGGAUCAACCGCCACCGCCGUAUGAACAACAUCAGUACGCAGCGCCACCACCACCACAGCCUCACCAGGUCGACAGCGCCGUCUUGCAACAGCAGCAGCACAACUUCGACGUACAGCAAUUGUUUCGCUCGCAACAAACGCAAGCGACGACACCGAGCGCCGCCACGCAGCUGCAGCUUCUUCAACAACAACAGCAUCAAUACUUGGCGCAGCAGCAGCAGGCGGCCGCUUUCCCGCAGGCAGCUGGCCCAUACUUGGUAAACGCCCAGCAAGAUCCACAGUAUCUCAUCCCGGCGCCGCCAUAUUAUGGUGUUGCCCCGUGGGGCGUGUAUCCGGCAAACCUCAUCCAGCAGGGUGCAAGCAACGGCGCACGGAGACCACUUACGCCAAACGGCACCGCCGAGGCUCAGCAACAAGUACAGCCACAAGUACCUAGUGGUUACAUCCUUCCCUACUAUGAUCAGAACGCGGCUCCCAUCCUCAUGGCGCAGGGCGCUGCGAUGCGCAACGGCACACCGAUGCGACUCGUUUCGCCAGCGCCGGUGCUCGUCCAGCCGCAAACCUCCAGACAGACACCGGCCGCCGCCUCAUUGUACUCCAGCACACCACAGAACCUCUACGGUGCCAACGUGAACACCUCUGUCAACGGCACUACGCUUGAGGUAAGUGUGGCCCAAGGUUCAGGUUUGUUCCCUACAUUGCACGCGCCCCCGUCUGCCCCAUUCGGCAGUUCCUCGCUUGGUACGAUUGGCUCUUCGGCCGCAACCACCACGUCUUUGCAUACAGGGCUCGGCCUGACGUCGACCACAACUGGCCGCCGCGACUCAUUUGAUCGCAACACGUCCGCGUUCUCGCCAUCGUUGGAGUACCGCCCGAAAUGGCCCGCUUCUUACGGCCUUGGCAGCAGCCCCAGUCCUCUGACGGGCUCCUUGACUCCGCCGCCCACAGCACCGCUACAGCUCGGCAACCUGGUGAAUUCGCGUGUGCUUUCCGCCGCGCCUGGCGCCGAGGCCAAAUAUCGCAACUCGGUAGCUUCUGGUCUCAGCUCCGCCACUACUAUGUUCGGCUCCAACAGCUCGCUCUUCACUAAGAUCAACUCGCUGAACACCACCGUGUCAAACGCAUUGGACAAAGGCCCACAGGGCAGAUCUCGCCUCCUUGAGGACUUCCGCAACAACCGCUUUCCGAAUCUGCAGCUUCGCGAUCUCGCGAAUCACAUCGUCGAGUUUUCGCAGGACCAGCACGGAUCGCGCUUUAUCCAGCAAAAAUUGGAGCGCGCCACCACUAACGAGAAACAGAUGGUUUUCAAUGAGAUCCUGUCGGCCGCCUACAACUUGAUGACGGGUUUUGGUAAUUACGUCAUCCAGAAGUUCUUCGAGUUUGGCACUGCUGAGCAAAGACCCAUUAGCGCAAAGGUGCGCGGACACGUAUUGCCUCUAGCACUGCAAAUGUAUGGAUGUCGCGUCAUCCAGAAGGCCCUGGAAUCUAUUCCUGCUGAACAACAACAGGAAAUUGUGCGAGAAUUAGAUGGACACGUGCUGAAAUGUGUCAAGGACCAAAAUGGAAACCACGUGGUACAGAAGUGCAUCGAAUGUGUGGACCCGAAUGCGUUGCAGUUCAUCAUUCAGUCAUUUGCCGGGCAGGUGUACAGCUUGUCGACACAUCCGUACGGAUGCAGGGUGAUUCAGCGCAUCCUGGAGCACUGCACGCCUGAGCAAACUUCGCCCAUCCUUGCCGAGCUGCACACCCACACGGAUCAGCUUAUCCAGGACCAGUUUGGCAACUAUGUUAUUCAACAUGUGCUAGAACAUGGCAAACCGGAGGAUAAGUCUCAACUAAUUAACACCGUUCGCGGCAAGGUGCUGGUGCUGAGUCAGCACAAGUUCGCCAGCAAUGUUGUUGAGAAGUGUGUAACACAUGCAACCCGCAACGAGCGGGCUUUAUUAAUCGAUGAAGUCUGUGGCUUCAAUGAUAGCGCUCUCCACGUGAUGAUGAAGGAUCAGUACGCCAACUACGUCGUACAGAAGAUGAUCGAUGUGAGCGAACCAACGCAGCGCAAGGUGCUAAUGCACAAGAUCAGGCCGCACCUGAACUCGCUCCGCAAGUACACUUACGGCAAGCACAUCAUUGCUAAGCUGGAGAAGUUCUUCAUGAAGGCGCCCGGACCAUUGGGUAACAUCGGAGGUGAGCUGGGCCCAAUUGGCCCGCCGACGAACGGUGUCAUGUAAGCGGACGGCCUUUGCUUCCAACAGGACAUCGUCGUCGAACGACAGACCGAUUGCAAUGCGAUCGGAGAAAUGCUAAGGCUAAAACACACAUACACAAAGCGUAACUUUUAAGUUUUUUUUUCUCUUUUUCCGACCAAUCGCAGUAUGUAUAACAAACACCGGAAGAAUGAGUGGCGACAAGGUUGUUGCUAGCAUUCUUGACGAUUCUACUGCAUGGAACCAGUAUUUCAUUUAUUUUUUAUCGUUUAUUGUAUUUUAGCAUGUUUUUUAUUACCCAUAUAGUAACAUUUAGGGCUUUAGGUUUAGUUUAGAAUGAUCAUGUAUUCGUAGAGUUAAUUUCGUUCAUCCCGAGCUUUCGGCUACACCCGGCACAGAUAUUAUAUGUGCAUUAAUCUUCGGUUUUGCAAAGCACACGUCAAUCUUGAAGCGUUCCUAUUGCAUUCUAGACCAAAUUUUGUAGAAAACAAAUUUCCGCUAUGCGAGGUAGCGCAAGAUGCGAUGUGAGUAUAAACAUUAAUAACAAAAUAAAAAUUGAUUUGAAUUGUG